Hippocampus zosterae (dwarf seahorse) is the source of this 1362-nucleotide messenger RNA. RefSeq names its product ubiquitin-fold modifier 1. The transcript has 6 exons. The record is from RefSeq and is a predicted model, not a curated record. Lineage: Eukaryota; Metazoa; Chordata; Actinopteri; Syngnathiformes; Syngnathidae. Gene Ontology annotation, cellular component: cytoplasm; nucleus. Gene Ontology annotation, biological process: protein K69-linked ufmylation. Bases 92 to 385 code for a protein of 97 amino acids.
UUGAACUAAAUCGAUGACGUGUUUGUCGGGGUCCUUCUGGACUUCCUGGUGUGCGUAAACAGAUGACCGGUUGAGUCGCCUCGCUUGAAAAAUGUCUAAAGUAACGUUUAAAAUUACGCUAACGUCGGACCCACGGCUCCCUUUCAAAGUAUUAAGUGUUCCAGAGAGCACGCCGUUCACAGCAGUUUUGAAGUUCGCCGCCGAGGAGUUCAAAGUCCCAUCAGCCACCAGCGCCAUCAUCACCAAUGAUGGAAUAGGAAUCAACCCUGCACAAACAGCAGGCAAUGUGUUCCUGAAGCACGGCUCGGAGCUGCGCAUCAUCCCCAGAGACCGAGUGGGAGGACGAGGAGACCGACGCCGCUCGUCUCCGCCGAGGAGACCCUGACCAGACCUCUCCUCGUGCCCUAUUUAUGUACUGCUCUCCCGUGUGUGUGUUUGUGUGUACAUCUACACUCAUCAUGGCACGCCGCAUGCUGCCCGCUGGGCGUUCCUCAGUAAGUGUAUGUCAACAUCUUCAUUCUUAAUCUUCAUGAAUGACAAUAAAACACCACUCACAUAACAGGCGACAACUUAUUGGACCAUAUUUGGUAACUCAUUACACAUUCCAACCGCAAGAACUUUAACCCAGAACUUUGGUGUGUUGUCAAAACUUAGUUCCAAGGUAAUUUACCAGGGCCUAGAGUAGGCCCUGCAAGGGUGGGAUAUUAAUGUUUGAUCGGUUCAGGAACCAGUGGUGUUACUAAUGAAAAUUAAAAACAGAAACAUAUAACCACAGACAAUUGUCUCAUUCAUCAUUGUUAUCAAAAUGAUUUUUUUUUGGGGGGGGGGUUAGUGAGUAUUGGAAAAAAAAGCUGUACUUGUAUUUAACAUACGUUUGUAAUCAUUUGACCCAUGCAUGUUUAUCGAGGCCUUAAAGAAGAACCUGCAUUUGCAGUGCAGUACCUUCGAGAGGUCUGGGGACCUUUUGGAUCUGCAACAGAUUGGAAUUUGUUUUAUUUGUAGUAACUGCCGUAGAUAUUCCAAGUCCACGCAGCCCUGUACAAAUGCCAUGUUUCUAUUACCGGUAUAUAUAUAUAAAAAAAAAGAGCCCAAGAUAACUCAUUUCAAAAUUUAACGGUGAAACCAAACGGUGGCAGCAUCAUGCUUGAGGCUGUUUUUCUUCAGCCGGGACAGAGACCUCAGUCAAAGUGGCGCAAAUUUUGAACCUUUUUUUGAAUGGGUUUACUGAGAGGAGCUUUUAUAUUGUGUUCAAUUUCCAUGCACACAGACUAUUAUCGUGUCUUUAUCAAAUUAUGAACUGCAGAUCUUUUCAAUGCCCUGUCUAGCAUUAAUAAAUGGAUGCUUCAUUCUUAAUGUUUCCGG